AGAGAGAGAGAGAGAAAGAGAAAGGAAAGCAUUAGUCUUUUACCAGUUUGAUCCAAAUCAAAAACUGGGUUUCACUGAAAGUUGGGAUUUUGAUUCUUCUUAGUGAAGAAACAGAGUAAACGCAAGAAAGAAAAACAAGAGAAAGUUGAGAUUUUUCUCACUCUCUCAAGAACUUGAGUAUGUCUUCUUCUGUAGCAGUGUUAUGGGUUGCUACUUCUUCUCUGAAUCCAGACCCAAUGAACAAUUGUGGGUUGGUAAGAGUUCUAGAAUCUUCUAGAUUUUUCUCUCCUCUUCAGAAUCAGAGACUAAACAAAGGUAGGUGGAAGCAGACACCAACUUGGAGUUCUUCUUCUUUAAUGAACCCAAGUAGAAGAAGUGGUUUUGUGUCUUCAAGCUUAGUAGCAAGUCCUUCAGGAGAGAUAGCCCUCUCAUCUGAAGAGAAGGUUUACAAUGUUGUGCUGAAACAAGCUGCUUUGGUUAACAAACAGCUAAGGUCUUCUUCUUAUGAUCUUGAUGUGAAGAAACCACAAGAUGUUGUUCUUCCAGGGAGUUUGAGUUUGUUGGGUGAGGCUUAUGAUCGAUGCGGCGAAGUUUGCGCUGAAUAUGCUAAAACCUUUUAUCUCGGAACUUUGCUUAUGACACCCGAAAGGCGAAAGGCGAUUUGGGCUAUCUACGUUUGGUGUAGAAGAACUGAUGAACUCGUCGAUGGACCUAAUGCUUCACAUAUAACUCCAAUGGCUUUAGAUAGAUGGGAAGCAAGGUUAGAAGAUCUUUUCCGUGGCCGUCCUUUCGAUAUGCUUGAUGCUGCUCUCGCUGAUACAGUUGCUAGAUACCCGGUCGAUAUUCAGCCAUUUCGAGACAUGAUCGAAGGAAUGAGAAUGGACUUGAGGAAAUCGAGAUACCAGAACUUCGAUGAUCUAUACCUUUACUGCUACUAUGUCGCUGGAACCGUCGGAUUGAUGAGCGUCCCGGUUAUGGGAAUCGAUCCUAAGUCGAAAGCAACAACCGAAAGUGUUUACAACGCUGCCUUGGCCCUUGGUAUAGCCAAUCAGCUUACCAACAUACUCAGAGACGUUGGCGAAGAUGCGAGGAGAGGAAGGGUUUAUCUACCUCAGGAUGAAUUGGCUCAAGCUGGUCUUUCAGAUGAAGACAUAUUCGCCGGAAAAGUCACUGAUAAAUGGAGAAACUUCAUGAAAAUGCAGCUUAAACGAGCAAGAAUGUUCUUCGAUGAAGCUGAGAAAGGCGUCACAGAGCUCAGCGCCGCUAGCAGAUGGCCAGUAUGGGCAUCGUUGCUAUUGUACAGGAGAAUAUUGGACGAGAUUGAAGCGAACGAUUACAACAAUUUCACUAAGAGAGCUUAUGUGGGGAAAGUCAAGAAAAUUGCAGCUUUGCCUCUGGCUUAUGCUAAAUCAGUGCUAAAGACUUCAAGCUCAAGAUUAUCAAUAUGAUCGAGAGGAAAGUGGAACAACCUAAGAGCGCUUUUUGUGAUUAAGAAAAAACUUAGGGUCGA
Arabidopsis arenosa is the source of this 1510-nucleotide messenger RNA. The record is from the annotation of a GenBank genome assembly. Lineage: Eukaryota; Viridiplantae; Streptophyta; Magnoliopsida; Brassicales; Brassicaceae.